Messenger RNA from Leguminivora glycinivorella, 912 nucleotides. RefSeq lists its product as uncharacterized. NCBI's taxonomy places the organism in Eukaryota, Metazoa, Arthropoda, Insecta, Lepidoptera, Tortricidae. The transcript is spliced from 3 exons. The record is from RefSeq and is a predicted model, not a curated record. Bases 42 to 338 code for a protein of 98 amino acids.
GCGAACCGUGCGUGCGACUUGUUCCACAAGAUUAAAAGAUUAUGACGAAGAAUAAACAACCGAAAUCACGUACAACAAAGAAGUUCGUUAAAAUUGUGGAGAAUAAAGAAACUGAGAAUUCCGAAGUACCCGUGAAGACUGACUCCUUAGAUGAUGAAGAUCAAGGGUUUGGAGGGUGGCUUAAGUCUGAGGAUGGGAUGGACACUAUGAAGCUAUUUGUAUUAGCGAACAGCAUAGUGAUGGUUACAACAAUUGCUUACCCACACAUUCAAACGAUAUUCUCUAUCAUAUCAGAAAUCAUAUACGGCGAAGAAGAGUAUUACCGAGUUGAACUAUAAUAAGCUUUGAAUGUGACUUUUAAUAUUUAAUGGAACUGGAAUAUAAAGAAGAAAAUUAACUUUAUUUCGACUUUGAACUGAACCCCAGACUGUUAAAAGGGCUUUGAAUAAAAAUAUUACUAAACUUAAUCGGAUUUUGGCUUCUCUUGUUGUAUAUUAAAACAGUCAUGUAUUUUAUUCAUAAAAGCGCAAUUUUGCAGAAGUCGUCUUAUUUAUAUUAUGCAUAAUGUAUAAUUAGAAAACAUUUUCGUAUAUUGAAGACGCUUGGUUUAAUAUUUCGUGUUGUUUUCUCACUAAGCGUAGUCGUUUGGUAUUCAAUAAACGUUUGGAAAAUGAUUUCCGACUACUUUAAUAAAGAGUUCCAAAGAAUGCUAUUAAAUGUAACGGAGGAGGAUGAAAAUAAUGAACUGUAAUGUAAGUUUUCUAACUGUUCUAUAUUAAAUAGGAAAUAAAAAUGUGUGUUAUAAAUAGGUUCUGAAGGCUUUUAGUAAAAUGUAUUAUGUUUUACAGUUUAUUAACGUUUCAGCACGAUAAGAAUAGUUAAUCUAAACCAGAAAUGAGGCCAUCGAAGCCU